Messenger RNA from Ordospora pajunii, 315 nucleotides. Its product is annotated as putative tRNA-intron endonuclease. The record is from RefSeq and is a predicted model, not a curated record. The coding region runs from base 1 to 315 and encodes 104 amino acids. Gene Ontology annotation, molecular function: nucleic acid binding; tRNA-intron lyase activity. Gene Ontology annotation, biological process: tRNA splicing, via endonucleolytic cleavage and ligation; tRNA-type intron splice site recognition and cleavage. Gene Ontology annotation, cellular component: tRNA-intron endonuclease complex. NCBI's taxonomy places the organism in Eukaryota, Fungi, Microsporidia, Ordosporidae. The transcript has a single exon.
AUGGAUGUGAUGCCUGGGGUUCGAGCACAGCGAAGAGAAGUGCUAAUGAAUGCAUUUAUCAAGGAUGGGUUUGUGAUUGGAGACGGAUUGAAGUAUGGAGUGGAUCUACUGCUGUAUACGGAUGAUCCCUCGAAGGUGCACUCUCGGUAUGGCGUGCUGAUUGACGAUGGAUACAGCAUGCAGGACAUUAUAGGCAUUCAAAGGACCUGUGCAUCAGCAAACAAGGAGAUGGUGCUGGUUUUCUUUGCGGAGGAUGGAUUUGAAAUGGUGCUUGUGGAGAGGAUGCAGCUAAAGAAUGUAGAAGAAAUAAAAUAA